CCAGCCUGUCAGCCAGAGUUCAGUCAUUCGAAAAUCCCCACUCGCUGCAGUCCCUUUCGAUCGAAAUUCCGGUUAACAAGAACAGCCAAAAAGUAUCAGAAACCCCCCAAAAAUCUAGCAAAUCAAAGAGUCCCCGAAAAGGCAGCAGUUAAUAUACGCAUAGCGAGGCAAAAUUAUGAACCCGUUUCGACCACGUCACAAUGCGAAUCAUCACCAUCGCGCCCGCCUCAAUCUGGACCGUUUGCCCGGCGAUGUGGAUCGCCACGGGGAGAGAUCGGUGGACAGAUCGGUGGACAGAUCCGUGGAUAGACGGCUGCGGCUGGCGCAAAUGCCGGCGAUUCGAUUGCGGCUCGAUCGGCGGCCGGACCUGGAGCGCUUCAUGAUGAACGUGCGCAUCCUGCUGCAGCGCCAGCGGGCCAACUUCAAUCUGGGAGCCGGCGACGGUGUCUACGUGUGGAACUGGCGUGAGCCCCCCAUGGCCACCGGCCUGAUGGGCGAGGGCGAUGGCGAGAGCUAUGGCGAUCUCAUGGACGAGGCACCACUGCCGCCAGCGCGUGCCCUGCCGCCCAAUGCCUAGGAUCUGGGAUCUGCAUCUGGCCAUGCUAUCACUCCAAACACCACUGCAUCCUGUCUCUCAAUCUCUCCUGUGUGUGGUGUCCUUUUUUUCGUUUCCGAGCCUUGUUUCCCCCCCUCCCAAAAAAAAAGAAGAUGAAAAGAGAGAAAUCAACAACAUCAGCUGAAAACCCCAAGCCCCCAAUCAAUCCCCCUGCCACACGUGCUCAGCCAGGAGCAGAAGCCUGUUCGAACGCAUGUUGUGCUAUUAUUAUAUACCCGUUGGGUGCCGGGUUCCUGCUGGAUUCGCCCCUGGAGUUCGCGGGGCUCGAGGGGACCGGAGGACACGCCGAGGCGCACGCAUAUAAUAAUUUCCUGUUCAAUGAGCAAUUACCGUAAUAAAGAUACAACUCGGCCACUCUA
Molecule: messenger RNA, 975 nt
Organism: Drosophila biarmipes
Lineage: Eukaryota; Metazoa; Arthropoda; Insecta; Diptera; Drosophilidae
Exons: 1
Coding region: 176-577 (133 amino acids)
Source: RefSeq, a predicted model, not a curated record